CAGGGAAGUCAGAAAACAGGUAUUUACGCUUUCGUAUAAUUGCUUGUGGGAAACAUAUAGUAUUAAUUCACUUGUUUCAUAUUCUUUCUCUCUCACAACACAAGACAAUACAAAACAGAACACAGUGCUUAAAAAACUGAAACAACAAUGUCCACGUUGAAGGUGCCCCAUUCUGUUCCCGCUGCUGCCGAUGACUGUGAGCAGCUCCGAAAAGCCUUCGCAGGUUGGGGGACUAACGAGGGGCUGAUCAUAUCCAUCUUGUCCCAUAGAAAUGCUGAUCAAAGGAAGCUUAUUCGAGAAACUUAUGCCAAUACCUUCGGAGAAGAUCUCCUAAAGGUCUUGGACAAAGAACUCACCAGCGAUUUUGAGAGGCUGGUUCAUCUUUGGACACUUGGUUCUGCUGAACGUGAUGCAUUUUUGGCAAAUGAGGCAGCUAAAAAGUGGACAUCGAGCAAUCGGGUUCUGGUGGAAAUAGCCUGCGCUAGGUCCUCCGAACAAUUGUUUGCUGCGAGGAGGGCGUACCAUGUUCUUUAUAAGAAGUCCAUUGAGGAGGAUGUUGCACUUCGCACAACGGGAGACUUCCGUAAGCUCCUAGUACCUCUGGUUAGUUCCUAUCGAUAUGAAGGAACUGAGGUCGACUUGAACUUGGCAAAAACUGAGGCAAAAUUGCUGCAUGACAAGAUUUCAAAAAAGGCUUAUAACGAUGACGACCUAAUCAGGAUUUUCGCUACGAGGAGCAGAGCACAGACUAAUGCUACUUUUAAUCAUUACAAAGAUGAAUUUGGAAAAGAUAUCAACAAGGACCUGAAGGAUGAUCCAAAGAAUGAGUUCCUGAGUUUACUAAGAGCAACUUCGAAGUGCUUGAUCCAUCCUGAGAAGUACUUUGCGAAGGUUCUCCGUUUGGCUAUCAAUGGGCGAGGAACCCAUGAAGAAGACCUUACAAGAGUGGUGGCCACCAGAGCGGAAGUUGAUUUGAAAACGAUUGGAGAUGAGUAUCAAAGGAGGAACAGUGUCCCUCUUGAUCGUGCCAUUGGCAAGGACACCAGUGGUGACUAUGAGAAAAUGCUUUUGGAGCUUUUAGGACAUGGUGAUGCUUAGUACAAUGUUUGUACUUAUGGCAGAGUUACUAAAUAGAAUGCAGCGAGAUGAUUUAGUGGUUCCAUGUUGUGUUUUGGAUCAUUAUGUCUUCUUCCUCAGUUGAAUAAAAUAUAUACCACCUUGGCGAAGCCCUAGAAUAGAAUCAAUGGACUUGCAAACAUAAAUGGAAGAGAUUCAUAGAAAUACUUGGCGAUCACCUUAUUCGUGUCUCUCUUCCUGCAUUUAUAUGUGUGACUCAGAUUUUGUAAAUAAGGAAUGACUUUAUGUUCACU
Messenger RNA from Vigna radiata var. radiata (mung bean), 1370 nucleotides. RefSeq names its product annexin D1. NCBI's taxonomy places the organism in Eukaryota, Viridiplantae, Streptophyta, Magnoliopsida, Fabales, Fabaceae. The transcript has 5 exons. Gene Ontology annotation, cellular component: cytoplasm. Gene Ontology annotation, molecular function: calcium-dependent phospholipid binding; calcium ion binding. Bases 148 to 1098 code for a protein of 316 amino acids. The record is from RefSeq and is a predicted model, not a curated record.